Molecule: messenger RNA, 5109 nt
Organism: Belonocnema kinseyi
Lineage: Eukaryota; Metazoa; Arthropoda; Insecta; Hymenoptera; Cynipidae
Gene: Myo61F
Product: unconventional myosin IC
Exons: 20
Coding region: 790-3879 (1029 amino acids)
Biological process (GO): actin filament organization; vesicle transport along actin filament
Cellular component (GO): vesicle; actin cytoskeleton; cytoplasm
Molecular function (GO): microfilament motor activity; actin filament binding; ATP binding
Source: RefSeq, a predicted model, not a curated record
UAACAGUAAAGACGCUUGCACUGUAUUACUGCCAUAAAGUUGCACUGUGAAUUAAAAUAAUUGAGACAAUUUUGCAUAUUUACUGAAAACUUGUUCACAAAACUCAUCUGUUUAUAUAAUAAUUUGAAAAAUAAUGCAACAUUUUGCACGGAAAAUUUGUUCGCGGUACAGAAAUUAGGCCGUUGAACGAAACGGUAUUUUAAACUGUGAUAUAUUGUAAAAAGGGUGUCUUAAGAGGAUAGUUAAUUUUAUAAUUUUAUGAUCUGACGUCUCAUGUGAUUUUUAAUUUUUUGCUUACGGUAAAAGUCUUCAAAAGGGACACUCAGUCCGAACAUCGAGAGUAUCAGGCUGACUAUAUUUCAGCUUUUAACUACGGGACAGCCGUACCAUCCGACGACUGUCAAAAUGUAAUUGUUAGCUUCACCAUCCCAGAGUUUAAAAUUGAAAAUCCUAGAGUGCAGAAUUGACGAUCCUGAUGUGUAAACUAUAUUAUCCCGGGAGCGUUAACUUGAUUAUCUCAGAGUGUGAACCUAAUCAUACCAGAGGGUCAAAUUUAUUAUCUAUUGUUCUUCUCCCGUCAUAUAUAUACAUAGGAGUAAGAGAGACAAAAUUUUGAGCACGUUUUCGGAUGAAGAAGAGACAGGUGUGAUGUAGCCACUUCUGAUUGACAAUCCUACAGGGCCGCUUUCAUUAUCCUGAAUUGACUAUACGGUCGUACCGGAUAAUCAGGAAAAUCAUUCCGGUUCUCAACCGGAAAUUCGCCACCCUGAAAUACGAAUUUCAAAAAACAUGGAGAGGGGCCUACACGAGCGAGAUCGAGUUGGAGUCCAGGAUUUUGUGCUGUUAGAAGACUUUGAAAAUGAAAAAGCCUUUAUCGAAAAUCUGAGGAAACGAUUUCGAGAAAAUCUUAUUUAUACGUAUAUUGGACAAGUACUUGUUUCAGUAAAUCCAUACAAGAAGCUGCCAAUUUAUGAUCAGGAAACAAUUGAAUUCUAUCAGAGAAGGAAUUUUUUCGAAACACCUCCACACGUAUUUGCACUCGCCGAUACCGCCUACCAAUCACUCACUAAGGAAAACCACGACCAAUGUAUCCUAAUCUCAGGAGAAUCAGGGUCAGGGAAGACAGAGGCAUCGAAAAAAAUUUUAGAAUUCAUAGCCGCUGCAACCGGACACAAGAAGAAAGUAGAAGCUGUUAAUGUUAAAUUGAUUGGCAGCAAUCCAGUUUUGGAAGCUUUUGGAAAUGCCAAAACCAAUCGCAAUGACAAUUCUUCCCGUUUUGGGAAGUAUAUGGACAUUCAGUUUGAUUUUCAAGGUGAUCCAGUUGGUGGGAAUAUCUUGAACUACCUUCUGGAAAAAUCAAGGGUAGUACAUCAAUCAGCAGGAGAACGCAAUUUCCACAUUUUUUAUCAGCUUCUUGUUGGAGCAAAUGACGACAUUCUACGUAAUUUAUUCCUCAAACGUAAUCUCGAUACGUAUUACUACCUAAGUAGUGGGAUAAAGGGUGCAAUAGAUACUAUCGAUGAUGCUAGUCAAUACGGAGACGUAAUCGAGGCCAUGAAGGUGAUGGAAAUUUCACAAGAAGAACAGAAUGAUAUUUUUGCUAUCGUCGCUUCGGUCUUACACAUGGGAAACGUCGGUUUCACUGAAACUGAAGGAGUUGCAACAAUUUUAAAACCAGCGUCUGUUGAAGCUGUUUCUAAGUUGUUAGGAUGCGACCUGAGGGAUUUGGCCCAAGGAUUUACACAUCGCACUAUAGACGCACAUGGUGAUGUUGUAGUCACUCCUCUAAACAGAGAAUUAGCCAUUUAUGCUAGAGAUGCAUUGGCAAAAGCAGUUUAUGACAGACUAUUCACUUGGCUCGUCACCAGACUUAAUAAAUCUUUACAACCUAUGAAGUACAAUCAGCAAACUGUCAUAAUGGGAAUUUUAGACAUCUAUGGUUUUGAAAUUUUCCAAAAAAACAGUUUCGAGCAGUUCUGCAUCAACUUCUGCAACGAAAAACUACAGCAGCUUUUCAUUCAGUUGACUUUAAAAUCUGAACAAGAAGAAUAUCUCAAGGAAGGAAUUGAGUGGGAAAACGUACACUAUUUCAAUAACAAAGUUAUCUGUGAUCUCAUUGAGGAAAAGUACAAAGGAAUAAUAUCUCUAAUGGACGAGGAAUGUCUGCGGCCUGGUGAUCCAACAGAUUUAAGUUUCCUGGAGAAAUUAAAUUCAAAUUUGAGCAGUCAUCCUCACUAUAUUAGUCACAUGAAAGCUGAUAUUCAGACUCAGAAGAUAAUGGGUCGUGAUGAAUUUAGAUUGGUGCAUUAUGCUGGUGAUGUGACCUACAGCGUACGAGGAUUUUUAGAAAAGAAUAAUGAUCUCUUGUUCAGGGAUUUGCGCGAAGUUAUGUCUCACACGACGAAUUCAAUUACUAAGGCCGUCUUUGGUGUCAAGAAGGACUUGUCAAGUAAAAGACGACCCGAAACUGCAGUUACACAAUUCAAGAACAGUUUAAACAAUCUAGUUGAAAUCCUAAUGGGAAAAGAGCCUUCUUAUAUUCGCUGCAUAAAACCAAAUGAUUUCAAAAUGAGCAAUCAAUUCAACGAGAAGAUUGUAUUGCACCAAGUGAAAUAUUUAGGACUAAUAGAGAAUUUACGAGUGCGCCGAGCAGGUUUCGCUUACAGAAAAACUUAUGAAGACUUUUUGCAAAGAUACAAAUCUCUCUGUUCUGAAACCUGGCCACAUUAUCAUGGAUCUGCAAAAGAAGGUGUUCAAGUUUUGGUUUGUCAUUUGGGUUACAAUCAUGACGAGUACCGAAUGGGCAACACGAAAUUAUUUAUACGGUUCCCUAAGACUCUUUUCGACACGGAGGAUGCUUUUCAAAUGAAGAAACAUGAGAUCAUUGCCAUAAUCCAAAGCAAGUGGAAAGGAUUAGUCCAAAGGCGAAAAUAUUUGAAAAUGAAGGGAGCUGCGAUAAUCAUUCAGAAACAUAUUCGCAGGUGGCGUGCAAAAAGAGAAUCGGAAAGAAGAAAGAAAGCUGUAAAUAUCGUACGAAAAUUCAUCCACGGAUUCAUCACGAGAAACGGACCGCCCAAUGGAGACAAUGUAGCUUUUAUAGAAUUAGCCAAAUAUCAGUGGCUAAUGAGGCUCUCCAGAAGUCUUCCCAAAAAUUUACUAGACAACAGUUGGCCUCAGUGUCCACACACAUGUCGCGAGGCUUCAGAAUAUCUAAGAUGCAUGCACAAAAGGUGGUUGGCGAGGAAAUAUAGACUGGGAUUAUCAAAAUCAGACAAGGAUCAAUUCGAGUUGAAGAUCCUGGCAGAAAAUAUCUUCAAAAACAAAAAGAAGUCAUACGCAAAAAGUUUGGGGCCUAAAUUCCAAAAUGAUCGACUUGGUGAAGAUUACAGAGCUCUCAAACAAGCCUUUGUAGCUAAUAUUAUUCCGGGUGGUGAAAACAUCAAGUACGCAACUCCAGUCAUUAAAUAUGAUCGCCACGGUUACAAGCCCAGAGAACGAGUUUUAAUUUUGACCGAAAAGGCAGUAUACAUUCUAGACACAAUGAAAACUUUCAAAUUAAAGCACCGUCUGCCUUACAAAUUAAUCGAAGAAUUGGUAGUUACUGCAGAAUCUGAUAACUUGUUGAUCGUCAGGAUACCGCCGGAAUUAAAAAAAGACAAGGGAGAUUUAAUUUUGGAAGUACCUCACAUUAUAGAGGCUUUGACGAAAGCAAUCGACAUAACAAAUAAUCCUAAAAUCCUAAACAUCGUCAAUAAAGAAUCGUUGUCACACAAACUAGUCAGUGGAAAGGAAGGUAUUAUAGAGUUUACGACGGGCUCAACGCCAGCAAUUAGUAAAAGUAGGGAAAAUGGUCAUCUUCUUGUAGUAGUGUUCCCAUAAAAAAUCCAAGUUUUAUACCCAGGAUAAGGAAACCAAUAAACGUACAUAUUGUACUUAAGAAACGCACAUUAGGGUGGGUCGAAAAAAAUAUAAAUUUUUUACAUAUCUGAGGGUCUUAAACGACUCGUCAAAGUUGUACAGAUUUUUAUUUACAGCCCCAUCAAAAAAUAUUAAAGUUCCGUGAAUCCCUAUUUUUAAAAAAUAAUUUUAAACCCUACAGAAAUGCCAAGAUUAUUUAUUUUUUUAUUACUGGACCCAAAAUUUCAUGUAAAGAAACACACCCACUCAUUUAAUGGAGAGAUUAUUUUUUGAAUUAUUCUUCUUCAACUGACUUUAAAUAUUAUUUUUAACAUUUGAUGAUGUUUUAUUGAUACAAAUAUUCUAGCAACAAUUGAUAAGUUAAAAAUAGAAUUCAAAGUUAGUUGAAAAAUAACUGAAAAAAUUCUCUCUACAUUUCUGCAGAUCUUAAAAUUAUUUUUUAGAAAAAGGGGUCUAAUAAACAUAUAUAAUCUCUGAUGGGGCUCAAAAUAAAAAUCUGUAAACUUUUUGGGAGUCGUAAGGCCUCUAGAAAUGUAAAAAAAAUUAACAUUCACAAAAAUAUAAAAAUUACGAGACUAACAUUUUGUUUUUUCGACCCAGCCUAACGCACAUGUUCCAGAAACUGUAUGUUAACCAAGGAACUGUUAAAUUGAUGUGAUUUAUAAUGAAGCAGAGUAUUACAAAUAAAUAAUAUAUAUGAUAUUGUGGAAAAAAUGUUGAAAUAGUAAGCCGAAAGAUAUUUAACUAUCUAGAAAUAUUGCAUAUAUUAGAGACAGGCAUGGAAAUAAAAUGUAUAAAAAAAAGAGAAAGAACCGUUUCAAAAACAGUUUCUUAUUUUGCAAAUUAUUUAUAUUUUAAAAAAAAAUACUGCUAAAUUGAAAUAAUUUUUUAUCGUAUUUUUAAUGAUAAUGUCGACAAAAAUUUUAUUUCUUCGCCAUCAAAAAUGAACCGUGCCAUUUACAAAAGUUAACAGCGUAUAAGUAAAGAACUUAUAUACGAAAACUUCGAUAAGCUUUCUAUUAAAUAAUUAAUUUUUUUGCAUAUUUGAAGAAAAUUUCAGAAGAUAUUAGUGUUAAAAUAACAUUAUUAUUGUUAAGAAAAUACAGCAGAGCUUCUCGAAAAGUGCAUUCAUUGUAGAAAUAAGAGUACAAUAUUACAUACAGAAUUGUGGAAAUAAAAUAUUUUAUUGUC